This is a messenger RNA of Ilyonectria robusta, 3342 nucleotides long. Its product is annotated as P-loop containing nucleoside triphosphate hydrolase protein. Gene Ontology annotation, cellular component: cytoplasm; microtubule; membrane. Lineage: Eukaryota; Fungi; Ascomycota; Sordariomycetes; Hypocreales; Nectriaceae. The transcript is spliced from 3 exons. Gene Ontology annotation, molecular function: GTPase activity; GTP binding; microtubule binding. The record is from RefSeq and is a predicted model, not a curated record. Bases 246 to 3008 code for a protein of 920 amino acids.
CAAGUUGUGGCAGGCGCAUGACAGUUGGACCUGCCGUGCGGGACCAACAUUUAAUACCUUAGAUAAUCCUGGAUGCAUGACACCAGCAUCUCCCAGAAUCUGAGGCCACUUCGAAUCGCACCUUAGAUCUUGGAUGCUUCACCAACGCGAACCCAUUGUCUCCAUCGCCCGGGCGUGUUUGACGGCCCCCAGACCUUGAACAUCGACAGUCAACUCCUCGAACCCCCGACCGCCCUUCUUUCGACAUGAGUGGACGAGUCCUCGCCGCUGGGCUUCGGCCUCUAACUCGGCGCUCCACCGUCCAUCCCGUUCGACACCUCCAUCGCCAUCCCACAGGCGGACUCCUGCAAGCCGAUGCUGCGAUCCGCGCAACGCGGAAGCGUAUGUGGUAUGGCGGCAACUCCUUCCACAAUGCCGUCACUGCGCGGAAUGCCUCAUUCGCCCGCUUCUUGCCCAAGUUGAUGGUCAAGUUCAUCCGAGUGCCCGCCAUGUUUGGUGGCCUCGCAGUCGGUGCCUUUGCCUGGGUGCAAUACCAAGCUGCUCAGGCCGGAACUUUUGCCAUCAAUAUCUUCAACACCACCAAGGAUACCGUUUCCAAUACUGCCUCAACGCUAUUCGGAGGGGCUAAGGAUAUAGCCGAGCAGACGAGGCGAGGUUGGGAAAACACCAAGGAGCAGAUCGAAGUUCCCGAGUGGUUGCAAAAUGUUCUCCGAUCUAAAGAAGGCGUUGCAACCGGUGGGUCCGGAGGCCCAGGCGGUGACGGUGAUCCGAAGCAGAGUAACAGCGGUGCUGCCGCUCUUGCGGGUGCUUCAGCUGCGGCUUACGGAUACGAUAAAUCUACCGAAGAGGACUCCCGAGGUGGCGACGAGAUUGCUAGGGACGAUCAGAUGAUGAUUCUGACCAAGAAGAUGAUUGAGAUUCGCAGCAUCCUGCAGAGAGUCGGCCAAUCCAGCACCUUGACUUUGCCGUCAAUUGUUGUUAUCGGUUCUCAGUCUUCUGGCAAGAGCUCCGUCCUGGAGGCCAUCGUUGGCCAUGAGUUUCUCCCUAAGGGUUCUAACAUGGUCACGCGUAGACCUAUCGAAUUGACCCUCGUCAAUACUCCAUCAUCCAAAGAGGAAUACGGCGAGUUCCCCGACCUCGGUCUCAGGCGAAUCUCGGACUUCACUUCUAUCCAGAGGACGCUUACCGAGCUGAAUAUGGCUGUGUCAGACGCGGAGUGCGUCUCGGACGACCCAAUUCACCUCACCGUCUACUCUCCCAACGUACCCGAUCUGUCUCUCAUCGAUCUCCCGGGGUACAUCCAAGUCGUCGGGGCAAACCAGCCUCUUCAACUGAAGCAAAAAAUCACCGAGCUAUGCGACAAGUAUAUCCAAGCCCCGAAUGUCAUCCUUGCCAUCUCGGCAGCUGACGUCGAUUUGGCUAACUCCACGGCUCUCCGGGCCUCACGAAGAGUCGAUCCUCGUGGCGAGCGAACCAUCGGAGUUAUAACCAAGAUGGACCUUGUUGAUCCCGUGCGCGGUGCAAGUAUCCUGAACGAUCAGCAAUAUCCUCUGAGGCUAGGCUACGUCGGUGUUGUUUCGAGGGCUCCGCAAUCUCAGGGCCUGUUCAAGAUGGGCCCAACCAACCUACUAUCGGCCAUUGCCAAACAGGAAAACGCCUUUUUCUCGUCCCACCCUUUAGAGUACGGCACCGACGCCGGAGUUAACGUGGGAACGACGACGCUGCGCAAGAAGCUCAUGCACGUCUUGGAACAGACCAUGUCAUCUAGCCUCUCAAGCACCAGCGACGCUAUUCGACAGGAGCUGGAAGAGGCCACCUACGAGUUCAAGGUACAGUAUAAUGACCGUCCGCUCUCGGCCGAGUCGUACCUCGCUGAAAGCCUGGAUGCUUUCAAGCACUCGUUCAAGCAAUUUGCGGAGGAGUUCGGUCGACCGCAGAUGCAUGAGCUUCUGAAGAAUGAGCUGGACCAGAAGGUUCUCGACUUGCUCGCAGCUAGGUACUGGAAUAAGCCCAUUGGCGACCUGGGGGUGGCAAAGCCAGACCUUGACAGCCUCGCGGAUCUACCCAAGGCAGAACCCGAUUCGCUCUACUGGCAUCGACAGCUGGAUGCCUCUACAUCGGCUUUGACGAAGCUAGGAGUAGGUCGUCUAGCAACCACGGCUGUUGCCUCUUCGAUCCAGGCACAUAUCGAUUCCCUCAUCACUAACUCGACUUUUUCAACCCAUCCCUUUGCUCGACAAGCCAUUAUGGAAGCUGCCUCCACCAUUUUGAAUGAGAGGUUCUACAGCACUAGCGACCAGGUGGAAAACUGCAUCAAGCCGUACAAGUUUGAGAUUGACAUUGAGGAACGGGAAUGGACCCAGGGCCGUGAGCAUGUGGGCGGUGUUCUCAAGAAAGAGCUGCAGGAUUGCGAGUCUGCUCUCAAGAGCCUCGAGAGCAAGGUUGGCGGUCGACGAAAGUUGAAGGAGGUCAUGACUUUUGUGGAUAAGGCACGUAAGGGUGACAUCAUUGUCGAAGGUGAUGGUGGAAGCGGCGCUGGUGGUUUCAGUGCGGCUCUCCUCGGCAAAGGACGAGAGGCUGUUUUCCUCCGCGACAGGGCCGACAUCAUCAAGAUGCGACUGCUAGCGGUCAAGUCUAAGCAGUGCGUGAACCCGAAGAACAAAUAUUACUGCCCCGAGGUAUUCCUAGACGCCGCAGCAACGAAGCUGGCGUCAACCGCCGUCCUCUUCCUCAACGUGGAGCUGCUCUCCGAGUUCUACUACAACUUUCCUCGGGAGCUGGAUCUCCGUCUCGGCCGACACCUUUCCGAGGAAGAGAUUGAGAAAUUUGCUAAAGAAGACCCCAAGAUCCGCCGACACCUCGAAGUCAUCCGGCGAAAGGAGCUGCUCGAGUUGGUUCUCGGCAAGAUGGAGAGCUUGCGCCAACUUGAGGGCCUUGAGCGGGAUCGACAGUCGGCUGAUUCGAGGAGAGAUGCCGGAAAGAAACGUGGUCGAUGGGGCCUAUUCUGAGGUAGUCCAACCUGCGCCGGUCGCCACGAGAUAUGAUGCAUAGGGAGUUACGGGAGUAGUUUCUCUUGGGAUUAGAUUUGAUAGGGGGCCGUUUCCCUCCUGAUGGGCGCUGGGGAUCGUCCUUUUCUCCCCUUUUGUCUUCGGCCUGUGCCCUUGCUCUCGAGACGUACCUCAAGUACAAUGGGAACCAGCGUGCCGCGCUAGUUGGUGGUAGAUGUUUUUCGUGCAUGUAAGGAUACCCUCCUCAACUCACUGUCCAUAAUUGGAUUCAUGCUGGAUCUGGUUGUGUAUUUUCGCGCAAAGCAGAUACUUGAAUCGAUAUUUGAAUUCAUAC